AUGGGUUUCUAUACAGUUAUUCUAAUAGGUCAAUUCCUCAUUCAAGGAGUUCUUUCUUUUCACUCAGCUGAUCAGCUGGAAGAUCUAGAGCCAAUAGAUCCGGUGAUUCGAUCGUCUCUAAAGUUCUUCCAGUCUCUUCUUCCAUUUCAAGCAAUUUUGGGAAUCAUCGGGAAUCUGCUUAUCCUUCCCGUUCUCUUUUCGGCAAAAAUGAGAAACAGAGCCAACUUUUUUCUCGGCUUUGCCUCAUUGACCGACCUUUUUCUGAUGAUCUCGUUGAUGCCGCAUAUUUUGGCAAAAAAGAUUUCUCGGUGUUUCACCAAUUUUGCCUCGUUCUACCUUUUGUGGAAACCCCAAUUCACGGCUACAUCGAAUUGUCUUGCUUCGUAUGGUGUCUGGCUAAUAGUGGCGGCUACAUUUGAGCGUUUUUGGGCAAUUAAAUCGCCACUUUCACGAAUGAAAUACGGAUUCCACAGUCGUGAUUUUCUGAUUGUUCUCUUUCUCUUUAUCCCAUCGUUCCUCACCACCAUUUACCUUGGUCUCAAAGAUCCUCCUUUUGUCGGGCUCUUGACUUAUCUGCACGCAUUUCAUGGGAUUACACUUCCAGUUCUUUUAUUGGUUAUUCUGAAUGUCUUGCUGCUUCAUUACUUGAGGAAAAGACAGCAAUUAACCGAAAUCGAUGAUCAUAAUCGCCAAAUGUCGAAAUCGGAGAAACAUGUAACAAACACUGUUCUUGUGAUCAUUUCUUCUUAUAUCGUCAUCAGUUUUCCGUCGGUCAUCUUGUCAAUGAUAAGUGUGAUCCCGACGCUCCAAAUGAGCCCAAUAUCCACGGUUUUUGCUUGGACAGUCUCCGAUUUUUUGGUGAUUAGCGGAAAAGUCUCGAAUUUCUUCCUGUUUUGCCUCAGCAGCAAACACUUUCGCGAUCAACUCAAGCGGGUCUUUGUUGGAAAA
Molecule: messenger RNA, 948 nt
Organism: Mesorhabditis belari
Lineage: Eukaryota; Metazoa; Nematoda; Chromadorea; Rhabditida; Rhabditidae
Source: the annotation of a GenBank genome assembly